UCCACAGGUCUUAAAAUUGCCAAGAUUGGAGACACCUGUUCUGCAUAACGAUUAUGCUAACAAUCAGCAGGGGGAGCUCAAGCCCUCGGCGCUGAGGCAGAGAUCGUCGAAACCGAGAAACUGGAGGAAACCAACGGCCCGUUAGAGGUCCGCUUCACGUGACCCAAGCAAGGUGGCUUGAAAGCCCACAUAAUUCUCGGCAGCCGCCAUGGGGCCGAAGCCGGAAGUAGAUUUUCCUGCCUGCGAUGAGAUAUCAACCCACAGGAAGUCAGCCUUGGGUUUUUGAAACUUCGGCCCGACUUGGACGGGAAGCCUCUGGAGUGGGUUCCGUGGACUCGCUAGCAGUUGGUACGAUGAGCGACGGGUCAGGGGAGCCGACUACGGAGGUCCCGCCCGUUACCGGAAGAGGGAUUCAUAUCGUCGUGGAAUACUGCAAGCCCUGUGGCUUUGAAUCUGCCUACCUGGAGCUGGCGAGUGCUGUAAAAGAAGAAUACCCUGAUGUGGAGAUUGAAUCCCGUCUUGGGGCCACAGGUACUUUUGAAAUAGAAAUAAAUGGACAAUUGAUCUUCUCCAAACUUGAGAAUGGAGGAUUCCCUUAUGAGAAAGACCUCAUUGAAGCCAUUCGGAGGGCUAGCAAUGGAGAGCCGCUUGAGAAAAUCACCAAGAGCCGGCCACCUUGUGUCAUUCUUUAGUGUAUUUUAUCCAUUCAGUCCAUGUUCUCCACUUACCCAUCCUCCCUGAAUCCUUGUCACGUUUGCUUCCAACUUUAGCUUCCAACUUUUCCUUCUGGUAUUAAUUCCAUCACUAGGUAAAUACCAGAUCAGGACAGACAUUAAAAUAAUUUGGGUUGUUUACAAACAAGUAAAAUAAACUAGAACUUAAGCCAUAUUUUGGAGGUUUAUUUAACAGGGCUUAUUCAAUAAAGUAAUAUUUUUUCCUUGAGGAGAAUUUAAUGUAAUUCAUUUUUCUAUGUUUGAGACACUAGCAUGGAUUUUUCUUAUUGUAUUUCUUUUAACCCCUUCUGAAUGAACGGGAGCAAAACCUCAUAUUUCUUAGAACAUCUUAGAUCUUUUAGCUUCUCUGCUUUUAAAGCCUCAACUUCUGGCCAUUCUGCUCCUUUCCAGGGGUUUAGAAUGAGUUGGUGCCACAACCUGACUUUAUUUUGAAAUCUGCAGGAUCAGAGUGAAGCUUGAUAAGAAGUCUUCCCAAUAGUCCUGUAUAGGUACAAUUGAUGCUACAGCAAAUGUUUUCAAGGACCACAUAUUUUAAGCAACAUUUUGGGGAUCAGUGUUGCUAAAGGAGUGCAUAAGAAUGAAAAACAUCCUGCAUAUCACACUACAUGAAUGAGAAUUAAUCACAACAAUGUUUUUGCUCUCAUACUCCACUGCCAGAAAGAGAUUUAUCUUAGAUUUAAUGUUUCCCAAUUUCAUGUAAGAUUCUGUCGAGAUAACAAGAACAGUGUUGCUACAUAUGAGAGGGGAAUGCUUAGAUUCUCAUUUCUUUUCUACACUACUCUGAACUUUUGCAAAUGACCAUCCUUCUAAAUAUCCCCAAACUAGACAUGAUUUGUUGACGAAGUACCAUAGUUCUUUCAUGCUUAUGUUCUGGACCAAUUUUACUUUUUCUGAGAACAAGUAUGAAAUCAAAAGUAAUUAAUAGUAGGACAUUUAAAAAUAAUUUUGUGAGUGACUUAUAUUUAUAGCUCAAUUGUCUUUUUUUUAACUUUUCACCCCAUUCCCAAUAAGUAUUUUUGCAGUUCAGUUAUUUCAACAGUAAGUUACGAGCCUAACUCUUCCAUUGCAAUCAGUGAGACUUUUAAGCGUUUCAUUUGGAUCAGUGUGUGUACCUAUCUAACUUGAAGUGUUUACUUGCCAAUAAGUCCUUUUGAUUAAAUUGCAGAUCUAUAUCUAUUAUACUAGUAAUACCGAUUUCAUGACUUGAUCUUAUUGUGAUAGUAAGUAUUCUUAUCAGUACAUAUGGCAAACAUUGAAAUUAGAACAUAAGUUAUCAACCCUGUAACUGCAUGUUUCACAGCUUAUUUCGUGAGAAUAAGCAAUAGAAUUUCCUUUAGUUUUUACUUUACUGUCAUUUUCACUGUACUAUGAUGCCUCUAUUUUGUCUUAAGACUUGAUUCUAAUAAUCCAAUUUUCAUCUUGGAUCGAUUGGUGAGUAAUUCUAAGAAGUAAUUGAAAAUAAUGCUGCUUAUUGGCACCCUUUGCUGGUGCCAGACAGUGAAAGGCA
This is a messenger RNA of Ahaetulla prasina, 2241 nucleotides long. RefSeq names its product migration and invasion enhancer 1 (gene MIEN1). Lineage: Eukaryota; Metazoa; Chordata; Lepidosauria; Squamata; Colubridae. The transcript has 4 exons. The record is from RefSeq and is a predicted model, not a curated record. The coding region runs from base 246 to 692 and encodes 148 amino acids. Gene Ontology annotation, biological process: negative regulation of apoptotic process; positive regulation of filopodium assembly.